AAACAAGCGAAGGCUUUUAAGUUCUGUUUACAGUCGAAUUAUUACCGACGACUUUAAAUUCCUUGACUGUUGUUGAUUGACCAAAUCUCCUUCGUAACGUCCUGAACGGCUGUGUAAAGCUUUGAGAAUUUUUUAGCUGUAGUCUGCUAGUCCGUUAAUGAUCAUGAGGUUUUCGCUACUGCCUUUAGGGCUGCUGUUGGGGAUUCUAGUGAUGGAGUGUUACGGUGAUCCUAAAUAUUAUUCAAGAAAGGGCUACAGACGUCGUCCAAGCUAUCGCCGUCGAUAUCAUACAGGGUGUAGCUAUCACCGCAAGCUAAAUUGCAUUGUUAGCCAAUGGCAUGCAUGGAGCUCAUGUACCGAAGACUGUGGUUCCACAGGAGUAAGAAACCGUGCAAGACUUGUCAUUCGUCCAGCCAAGUGUAAUGGUACACCAUGCCCUUCUCUCACACAACAACAACCUUGCAACRGAAAAUGCUACAAUGGUGGUACACCCAGACCUGGUAUUUGUUCUUGCCGAUAUGGCUAUAGUGGAAAGUGUUGUGAAAAGGGCACUGGAGGCGACAAAGAAGGAUUCUGCUUUUCCAAACCAGAUGGUGUGUACGGAAAUCCAAAGGACUGCACGUCAUUCUAUCAUUGUGCUCACGGCCAAACCCAUUUGAAGGACUGUACUCAUGGCCUUCACUGGAACGAUAAAGCAAAGACUUGUGACUGGCCGGAAGAUGCUAAGUGCGGCAAAGUGGACGGUAGCUUUGGUAAAUGGACCGCCUGGAGUAAAUGCAGUGCUACUYGUGGAAAAGGAAGGCAGUUCAGGUUAAGAAGAUGUAACAAUCCGCCUCCUAGCAACGGAGGAGCGGAUUGCCAUGGUAGUGCGAUGGAAAUGAGAGACUGCAUUCUCAAGCAUUGUGCAGGCAACUGUAGGUGGAAGGAGUGGAGUUCUUGGUCACAGUGCAGUGCAAAAUGUGGCUGUGGCUCAAAGAAGCGACGUCGUCAAUGCUCAUGUGAUAAUGACGGUAGUUAUACGAAGCGCGGUUAUUCUGGCAACAAUGAGCAUUGUCAAGGCAAGGGUGAAGAAGAGGUAGAUUGUAACUGUCACAAAUGUCCUGAUGGGAAUGUCAACACAGAAUCCGUUGGUUGUUUCUGUGACAAGAACGCACCCAAUCGURCACUGCCAAAUUUCGUGGCCAAGUUCCACGGCAGUACGUCAGCCAAGGAUAAAAUCAGUGCAUGUGCUCACCUGGCGCAAACACUGAAAGUGGAGUAUUUUGGUAUGCAGGAUGGGGGAGAAUGCUGGGUAGACAGAAGCGGCGUUAAUGCUUACAGCAAGCAUGGACGGUGUACCAACUGCAAAGAUGGAAUUGGUGGACAAUGGGCAAAUUAUGUGUACAAGAUUGUCCAAUAGAUAGUUCUCAGUCUUUGUGCACUUGUGCAACAAGUUUUCUUUCAUGUUUCAAGGGAGUUUAGUUUACAUUAAAGUGUGAAGAACCUUGC
Molecule: messenger RNA, 1488 nt
Organism: Actinia tenebrosa (Australian red waratah sea anemone)
Lineage: Eukaryota; Metazoa; Cnidaria; Anthozoa; Actiniaria; Actiniidae
Product: adhesion G protein-coupled receptor B1
Cellular component (GO): extracellular region
Molecular function (GO): chitin binding
Source: RefSeq, a predicted model, not a curated record